Messenger RNA from Onychostoma macrolepis, 3105 nucleotides. It is a transcript of the gene tekt4, whose product is annotated as tektin 4. The record is from RefSeq and is a predicted model, not a curated record. The transcript has 6 exons. Bases 65 to 1420 code for a protein of 451 amino acids. Gene Ontology annotation, cellular component: sperm flagellum; nucleus; microtubule cytoskeleton. NCBI's taxonomy places the organism in Eukaryota, Metazoa, Chordata, Actinopteri, Cypriniformes, Cyprinidae. Gene Ontology annotation, biological process: cilium movement involved in cell motility; cilium assembly.
UACAAACAUUCGGAGGCUUCAACAGGAACUACAGGCUGUUAAAUACUUUAAUUUACACCAAAAUAUGAUGUCUUCCCAAAUUUUAGUGUCUCGCCCCUAUUUUGACACGCGGGUAGCGGCGCAGAAUGGCUCACAGCCGCCGGUCACAAACCCGGAGAUCACCGUUAAAGAAAACGUGUACGCCGGUACAUCCGCCGGUCUGGCCACUGCGGGCUACCGGAGCGCCAAAUACACCCCCGAGGAGUGGCUCGCCAGCAACUCUGCUCUGUUAAACCGGUCCGUCGCGGACCGGGAUCACGCGGAGAGGAUUUGCACCGAGUCAAAAGCGCUGAAAGCGGAGACCGACGCCGGGACUUUACGCACGCAGACCGCGGGCACCAAACACCUGGGCAGUCGGCUGCAGGACAUCCACCGCUGGAGAUCCGAGCUGGAGCAGCUCAUCGAGCGGCUGAUCGCGGAGACAGACCUGCUGACGGCCUCCAGGCGGCGGCUGGAAAAAGCGCUGGACGCCACGGAGAUUCCCUUCGCCAUCGCCACUGACAACCUCACCUGCCGAGAGAGACGCUUCGGACCGGAUCUGGUGGAGGACCAGGUGGAAGAGGAACUUCUUAAGGAAGUGGAGCUGAUCAGAAGCAUUCAGGCCCUGCUGAAAAAAACUCUGGAUCAAGCUGUUAACCAGAUAAGGCUGAACCAGGAGGUGAAACAGACUCUCGAGUUAGACUGGUCUGAUAAGCAGCAUGCCUACAGUCUGGAUGACCGGUGUGGACGCUUUAACAACAGGAGCACCGACACACAACGGCAUCCCAGCUCAGCCGUGCUGCAGGACCAGGUGUGCGAUGAGGAGGUUUGGCGUAAGUUUACUCGGGAUAACCUGCGGCUGGCGGAGAGAGAGGAGGUGGCGAGCCAGGCCUUGAGGCGGCUGAUUGAGCGUGUCCUGCAGGAGACGUCUGAGGACCUGCGGGUGCAGUGUGCCGCUGUAGAUCGGGCCUUCAAUCAGCGCUGCAUGGAACUGAACCAAGCCAAAACACAGCUGGAGCUGCACCUGGCACAGAUUCUACAGCAGAUUGGGGCUCAGGAGAGGAAUAUCUCAUUCCUGCAGCAAGCUGUGUAUGAUAAAGAAGCUCCUCUCAGAGUGGCUCAAUCUAGACUGCAUUACCGAACCUUCAGACCCAACAUGGAGCUGUGCCGAGACCAGCCCCAGCUCAGUUUGUUAGGUGAGGUGUCAGAGCUCAACAGUACAGUAUCAGCCCUACAGCAGCAGCUGUAUGAAGCACGCAAAUCUUUGUCUGACCUGGAAGAGAGCAGACUGUCCCUGGAGAAAGACAUCUCUUGCAAAACAAACUCUCUCCUCAUCGACCGAGAGAAGUGUAUGACACACCGCACACGCUACCCUUCUGUCACAGUGCUGUCUGGAUACUGAAACGCUUCUUAACAGGAGGUCUGGAUUCAUUAGACAGUCACUUCCAGUGGCACGUAAUGUGUGUAGUGUUUUUUGAAUGCAGUGGUUAUGUAUAUCCUCAGGAUUUAAAGAAAAUGUUUUUGGGAAAAAAAUUUUAAGCAAACAUUCUAGUUUUAAAUGAUAUAUAAUUUACUGAAAUGGUUUAGCGUGUACCAAUUAUUUGACAUUGAUAUUGUUUUCUACAUACUGUAUUAUGAAAUAAGUAGACUAAAUUAAAAGUGAACUAUAAUACGUUUUUGGCCUACACAAAUUCACGAUGAAAAAAAUGAGACCAUUCAAAAAUUUCUGUCCUCAUUUACACGCCCUCAUAGCAUUUCAAGCCUACAUGACUUUAUUUCUUAUGCAGAACUAAAAAAAUUAUGAUUCUCAAGAAUGUUUCAACCGGUUUUGCCCAUACAAUGAAAAUCAGCAGUUCAGAAUAAUGCUUUAUAUGAUUUUUAUUAAAUUGUGACAGUGUUUGUUAAUGAUUAAUGAAAAUUCAAACAUAGACUACAUGCCAUAUGAAAACUAUUAUUACUGUAUUAUUGUUAAGUAAGUCUUUGUAAGUCAUUACAAUGACAUAAUGAAAUAUUUCUAAAAAUGAACUCAAUGAACUGGCAUCUGUGAAAAAAAGACAACUGGUAUCUGUAUGGAAAGACUUCUUUUAGCCCACAGACAGUGUUGGGCUAGUUACUCAAAGAAUGUAAUAUAUUACUCACUACUAAUUACUCCUUUCAAAAGUAAUAUUGUUACUUUACUUAUUACUUUUUGGAAACAGUAAUUAGUUACACUACUAGUUACAUUACUUUUUCUUCACGCCCCACAGAAGUUGUAACUGUGUAUCUUCAAGAUAAAAUUCAGAAUGUUACUAACAACAUACAGUAUUUCUGCCUCAUAAUUUGACCAAAAUCCACAUUGGAUCGCAGUCAGAAGUUAUUACAAACACGCAAUAGUGAUUGAUUGUGACAUUCAAGUGUUGUAUUCACCUCAUUAAUUGUCAUGUAUAGCUUGAAGUAUUUUUUCUGUUACCCAUAUGCGAUUAAAUUUCGUUAUGUAUUUUAUCAAAUCACAUGAGUUUGUAAAAAACUGUUUAAUUGUCCAAUAAUAUUUUUAAUUAUAUUAAUAUAAUGUAGCACAUGCUGAUCAGAGGGAUGUAAUGCCAGAGUAAAGUAAAGCCACAACUUACACAACAGAUAUUUUUUUCCUGACAAAAUCAAUAUAAUGCAAUAUUUCUAUCUGCUGAAUGUAAGCUUUUCUAUAUUCCAAGCUUGCCUGCUGCACGGGGGACAUCACAUGCAUGUGCGAGUCAUGAAAAUUAUGAAAAUAAAUCUAGGAAUUAUUUGAUUGUUAGAUUUUAAAUCAGCGGGAUUGAGGCAUCAAAAGUAACUAAGUAACUAAGCUGUUUUAUGGAAAGUAACUGUAAUAUUAUUACUGAAAUCUUAUUAGUAAUUAGUUACACUACUAGUUACUGCAAAAAGUAAUAUUAUUACAGUAACUAAAUUACUAGUAACUAGUUACUGCCCACAGAGCGUCUGAUGCAAUACAAACAAAACUGAAAAGCACUUUCUCUAUUUAACUUAACAAUCUGACUGUAUGGUUUUAUUCAGAUUAGAUGAGAAACAUAAUUUCAUCAGUCGUGUUUAGUUAAUACAGUUAGUAAUGAGUUC